CAUAAACUGGAGCCGGAAAGGGAAUGAUCCAAAACAGGAAAUGAACAAAACGUCACACACAAGCCUCGGUGGCUCCAUUUUCUAGCGAGCGUUGAACUUUUUUUGUUCUACAUUUGAUAGUUUUUUAGGACAGAUUUGUCUAUUUCUAUUUUUUGUUGGAUUGAAACUACAAACUUUUCAAGAUGGGGGGUGGCGAUCUGAACUUGAAAAAGAGCUGGCAUCCCCAGACUAUGAAAAAUAUUGAGCGUGUUUGGAAAGCUGAACAGAAACAUGAGGCUGAAUGCAAGAAGAUCGAGGAGCUCCAGAAAGAACUGAAAGACGAACGAGCCCGAGAAGAAAUAACAAGAUUUGCAGAGGAAGCCGGAUCCCUCAAGAAGAAGGAUGAUCGGCUGGACUGGAUGUACCAGGGCCCUGCUGGUCAAGUGUCCAGAGAUGAGUAUCUGCUGGGACGUGCCAUUGACAAGCAGAUCACCGACCAAUACGAGGAGCCUGAGAGCGGUCCAUCGGCUGAGACUGGCCUCCUGCCUGGGUCCAUUUUCAACCCCACCACUCCUGCCUCCAACCUCGACCUGGCUGCCAAGAUCAGGGAAGACCCCCUGUUUGAAAUCAGGAAACGUGAGGAAGAAAAGAAGAGAGAAGUCUUGAGUAAUCCAGUGAAGAUGAAGAAAAUUAAAGAAAUGCUGCGCCAGAAUCUCGACAAGAAAGACAAGAAGAAGAAGAGGAAGAAGGACAAAAAGGAGAAGAAAGGCGACAAAGAGAGAAGAAAGGAGAAGAAGCAUAAGAGAAGGAGUUCAAGUUCAAGCUCAGAUGACGAAGACAAGAAAAAACACAGGUCACAUUCUCGAGAUGAAUCUUCAGUAGACACCAAAUCUCGUUCCAAUCAUGUUCCAGGCUAUGGCCUGCAGCUCCCCGCUGGCAGACAUCACCAGUCCUCAGCUCCCUCCAAUCACUCAGGGCGCCGUGAGAGGAGCCGCACCCGAUCGCCUCACAGGAACAACCGGGAAGGUCACGUCUACUCUUCUUCUUCAUACAGAGGCGACAGGAAGGUUGAGCCCAGAGCUUCCAGCCCACAGAGAGAGCGUUACCACAAACAGAGGCACCCUGUAGCCAAGAAGCUCUCUGCAGAAGAGCUGGAGCACAAGAGGCGGGAGAUGAUGGACCAGGCCAAGCAGAGGGAUGAGGACAGGGAGAAUAAUGUGAAGAGAUACAGGAGUCAAGACGAGCUGGAAAAGCAGCGGGAACAAAAUGUCAAGCGUGACCGCCAUGCUGGCUUCAUUCAUAACAUGAAGCUGGAGAGUGCUGCCAGCUCUUCCUUAGAGGACCGAGUGAAAAGGAAUAUCCACUCCAUUCAGAGGACAGCAGUCUCCCUGGACAACUUCAUGAAGAGAUGAAAACACAACACGGUUAUCAUACAACUGAACUGAUUGAAAAGGCUUGGCAAGAGUAUGCCAUCCACUCCUUUAUCUGUCUCUUUAAUGUGUUAAAGCAGGUGUGCAUGUAUUGAUGCAUUUAGGUUGCAUUGUGUGGUGGGAGUCUGUCCUGAGUUUAAACAAGGAACCACAUAACUCCCUGCCUCUCCGUGGCUUUUAUUUGGAAAAGUAGUUUCCAUAAUGGAAACAUAAUUUAUAUUUCUGACUAUAAUGGCGGAUCUGUUGCAGGUUACUUUCUUAAAAGCCAAAAGGUUCAUGUGGUCAGAACUUAUUGAUAUUGUUUUAGUUUUUACAGUAUAACAAACCUGAUUUUAUCUUUUGUAAUAUAUAUGUUUGUUACUUAGUGUACUCCUGUGAUAGGCAAAUGGAAUAAAAAAAAAAAUCAUAUUUCCACAUC
This is a messenger RNA of Cottoperca gobio, 1827 nucleotides long. It is a transcript of the gene cwc25, whose product is annotated as CWC25 spliceosome associated protein homolog. Gene Ontology annotation, cellular component: U2-type spliceosomal complex. The record is from RefSeq and is a predicted model, not a curated record. The coding region runs from base 183 to 1391 and encodes 402 amino acids. The transcript is spliced from 9 exons. NCBI's taxonomy places the organism in Eukaryota, Metazoa, Chordata, Actinopteri, Perciformes, Bovichtidae. Gene Ontology annotation, biological process: mRNA splicing, via spliceosome.